Colletotrichum aenigma is the source of this 2871-nucleotide messenger RNA. It is a transcript of the gene ATAD3B-2, whose product is annotated as ATPase family AAA domain-containing protein 3B. NCBI's taxonomy places the organism in Eukaryota, Fungi, Ascomycota, Sordariomycetes, Glomerellales, Glomerellaceae. Bases 1 to 2871 code for a protein of 956 amino acids. The transcript is spliced from 11 exons. The record is from RefSeq and is a predicted model, not a curated record. Gene Ontology annotation, molecular function: ATP hydrolysis activity; ATP binding.
AUGAGUAUGCUCUACUUCUGGGUCCGCGUUUUCCUACCGGUUCAGGAGUCACCACGAUCCAGCCUUUCCCAAGUUCCAGCAGUUUAUCUAGUCUGUCUUCGACUCUGGCUUCGGGCGGAGACAGCAACCUACUCUCACUGGUAUAUCAAUAGUGCCCAACAGCAGCCAUUCGAUCCAGCGAAGGAUGCGUACGAUAAAGCGGUCAAUAUUCUGCGAAAGGAUCUUACAGCAGCCGAGUGUCAAGUAAUACAAAGGCAAAAUUCAAUUCAGGAUGUCAGAUUCGCUCUUGACAAAGCUUUGGAGGAAUACCAGAAGAAAUCGAAGGCUUCAAAGGUUCGAGACUGGCUGGCAAAGUGCUCGUCUCGAGUAAUGUACUAUGGAGGUAGGCUGAAGCCACUUUACACCGAGUUCUUCAGGAAUGAAGCUCAUUACGAGACAGCUGUAUUCGACACGUUCUCGCAACACCAUCCCGAAUACGUAUCUCUGGCUUGGGGUGCCUUCAAGUUUAUAUUCAUUGCGGUUUUCAACUACGAGGAGCUGCUUGUGGAAGUUUCAAAAGCCGUUUCUCGAAUCGCCGACGUACUACCUCGAACCGAGUUCCACUCGCUACUCUAUUCUACCCCAAGAAUGCAGGAGAACGUGACUCAGCUCUAUGCAAAAACCCUAGAUUUCUCGAUCAAGGCUAUCCAGUUCUACAAGAAAGGAAAAUUGUCACAUUCUAUAGCCUCCAUCGUCAAGCCCUUUAGCUUGACCUUCAAGCCAAUCAUUGAAGAAAUUAGGGAGAGGUCAAUACGUGUAGACGAGCUUGCUAGUGCGCUUUCUAAGGCCGAGAUCAGAGACCUUCACGUGAAGGUUCAUCGGCUCAGCCAGUCGGUAGCACAGCUGACUGAAAUGAUGGUUUUCGAAGAAGAUUCUCUUGCAGAAGCGCUGAGUGCGCUUGCGGAACAACACCUCGACCUUGAUGUUCUGGACCAGUCCAGAGACACUUCAAACUUCAUAUCCUACCUUCUCGACACCAUUCAGAUACUGGAAGCUGAAGUCAACUACAACGAUGCCUACUCUGAGAUCAACGUCACCGAAGAGGAGUACGAAGAAGCAGUCAGCAUGUUUGACCGGGGGGUCGUCAAUGCCCGUCAUCUGCAGAAGCUUUUUCAGCCAAAUAAAUUGGUCAUCUUGAAGACCUCUGACGACUUCAACGUCUAUGCGUUGGACGACUCCCCGGAGAUUUUGAAGGAAGAGGUCCUUUUCGUGGGAUGGUCUUACGUCUAUUCCGAAACCAGCUUGCGGCAAAAGAUCUGGCGCGACAAAAUGAGUCCUGUUGGCGAUAAAGACGUCAAAAUAUCGAGUCUCAAGGUCCACCCGGUCAGCUUUGGAGGCAAGGAAGACAUUGAAAAUUUGACUCUAAGGGGCCAAGCAUUUUGGGGAAUGAAGGGGCAACACUAUGGAUGCUACACUGGCUGGGAUCAUCGGCACGAACAUUGCUACAACUCAUCUAGAUUCAUGGUAGAUCUGGCUACUCAUCAGCUCAUGCACCCGUCAAAGAAAGUCGGUCGUCACGUUGCGAUUGAGGAGCCAAUCAAUCAGGUCUGGCCAAAGCAAAUCAAGUGGGAAGACAAGAUAACACCCGAAACGAUUUUGCUUCUUCCGUCAACUGUGCACGGUUUCAAUCUCCAGGAGAAGAAAUGGGUGGACCUAGACGUGGAUAAAUUCCAUCCUGUCACUUGGAACAAGAACGCAUUUAAGCGUCUGGUCCUUGAAGAGAAGACAAAAGAAAUGAUAUAUGCUCUCGUAGACAUCCAAACAGCGACGAAAAGGAUGGACGACAUUAUAACCGGGAAGGGGAAUGGUCUCAUAGUUCUUCUUCAUGGCAGCCCAGGUACAGGGAAAACCCUAACAGCCGAGAGUGUUGCAGAAAUUGCAGAGAAGCCCCUGUACCGUGUUACCUGCGGCGACAUCGGUACUGAGGCUCAGGAUGUUGAGAAGUAUCUCGCUACGGUUCUAUACCUGGGGAAGCUAUGGGACUGUGUUCUUUUGCUUGACGAAGCGGAUGUCUUCUUAGAAGAAAGAACUUUUGCCGACUUGCAAAGAAAUAGCUUGGUGUCAGUGUUCCUUCGAGCCUUGGAAUACUCCGAGGGUAUCCUCAUCCUCACGUCGAACCGCGUCGGUCACUUCGACGAAGCCUUCAAGUCGCGUAUCCAGGUGGCAAUCCAUUACGACAAUCUCUCCAAGAGGUCACGCAAAGACAUUUGGCAAAACUUUCUCGAAAUGAUUGAGGAUUCUGCAGAUGAAGAUGCCAACAUUGCUGAGCUUGAAGAUCAUUUGGAUCAGCUAGCCUCGGAGGAGAUGAACGGCAGGCAAAUUCGUAAUGCCUUGCUCACGGCAAGGCUAUUGGCCAAGCAACGGAAAGAACGGUUGGAAUGGGUCCAUUUGGAUCAAGUAAUGAAGACUUCGGCGGCUUUCAACAAGUACCUGAAGACGCCCCUAAAUGAUUGUCACCACAUCCAUGAGUUUCUCAAUCGUGAAAUCCGGUCUCAGCUCCUCAAACUUAACCCGCUCACCAUACCCAUAACGCGCUCCGCACGCCCUAGCACCAAUAUUGCGAACAAACUGAAUAUCAGCAACCGUAUCCCCAAACACCACUACCUCAGACGCAUCGACGACCGCAUCAGCCAGCCCAGCCUCACGCAUCUUCGGCACCAGCACAUCCGUAAAACUCCCAACAUCAGGCUUCCUCGUCGCCCCAGGCGUCUCAUCACCCACAAUCAGUUCAUCGAGCGCAUACCCAUCAAGGCUAUUAUUCCGCAGCGCCGCGUGGACGGCUUGCACGCCAUUGUUGCUCACGAUAUCGACGGGGAUCCCACGCCGUCGUAG